Molecule: messenger RNA, 15489 nt
Organism: Diabrotica virgifera virgifera (western corn rootworm)
Lineage: Eukaryota; Metazoa; Arthropoda; Insecta; Coleoptera; Chrysomelidae
Gene: Dok
Product: docking protein 2
Exons: 3
Coding region: 128-1582 (484 amino acids)
Biological process (GO): positive regulation of MAPK cascade; cell surface receptor protein tyrosine kinase signaling pathway
Cellular component (GO): cytoplasm
Source: RefSeq, a predicted model, not a curated record
UGACAGCUGCUGCUGUACUUGGCAACCAUGUACCUAAGAAGGAAAAUAUAACGUGAUAAAUAAUUUUUCAUUCUGAUAAGUUAUUGUGGAUGUGGUAUUUAAUGUUAAUGAUAAACCAUAGUUUUAUAUGUUGUUUAAAAGAGUGAAUAGUAUCCCCAAAAUGGAGCAGGAGGAGUGCAUACACCAAGGAUUUCUGCUGUUACCACCUGUUGGAAAAUUGCUAAAGAAAUCAUGGCAACAAAAAUACUGUAUGCUAUUCAGAGCAAGCAAAUUCGGCAUGGAACGACUAGAAGUAUACGACGCCGUGGACUCCAAAGAAUACAAGAUCAUAACGUUAGAAAACUGCAUCAAAAUCAACUCCAAGUCUCUCACAACGUUCGUAAUAACCUCCAAAUCGGGAAUUUACGAAUUUGGUGCUCUUACAGAACACUCCAUGAACGAAUGGCUGUCCGCAAUCCAAUCCGUCGCCUUUCCAGACGAAGUCUCCAAAAUGACGUCAAUCGAAGAAGACAACGACCUCUAUUGCUCGUCUGGAGAAGGUGUGUUCAACGUCAAGCUGCAUCCUUCACCGGUUUCGAUCAACUGUGGGUUGGAGAGCAAAAAUUAUACCUUAGUUCUUACAUCGACUGCCUUACAAUUAAGAAACAUUAUAGAUAAUAAGCUUCUGUUCACGUGGCCUUAUUGCUACAUCAGGAGGUAUGGCUAUAAGAGUGGUAAGUUCACUUUCGAAGCUGGGAGAAAAUGUGAAUCUGGAGAAGGGACGUUUUACCUUGAACAUCAAAAUCAACAGGAGAUUUUUAGGUGCCUAGCAACCAAGAUGAAAUCUAUGAAAAAAUUGCUCUCCGGCGAAACAUCACCUCUCCUAGACUGUGGAGAAGACCAAUUCCAAGCCGCGUUGCUCUUAGCACCCAGAUCCAGAACUCCCUUAGUGCCCUCCCCCACGAUACCAUCGUUGCAAUCCAUAUCAGACUCAUCCAUAUCCAGCAAAUCUCAGUUAUCGCAAAUUAGUAGCAUUAGUAGCGAACUUGAAUCUAAGAAUAUCCCGUUUUCGUUGAAAAGUAUCAAACCGAACAAACCUCCUAGAAAAUUUGUGCCGUUAGGCAAGCCUCUACCAGAACAAGAUCCUACAUACGAGCCAAUUCAGAAAUACGACGAGAUAGAAUACAGAAACAACGCCUGGCAGACUCUUGGUAUUGAUGCUCCAGACCACACGGAACAAGUUGCCGAAGAAGAAGAUGAAUAUAUGUCUUGGGGGGAGAUCAAAAAACAGAAAGAAGCCUUAAAGAAACCUUUAGCGCCUACUAUUAUUACACAAAAUACACCCGUAGAUACCGGAGACACAUACGACAAGCUCAACUACUUCGGAUCAACGAGCAAAAAUAAUUCAAAGUCACCGUACAAGCAAGUUUUUCCUGUUCCAGUGAACCCGGUAUCGGAACCUCUUGCGUAUAACGAGUACGACGAAGUUCAGUGUUUCCAAGAAGACAACCCAAAUAAGAAGGAUCCCAACGAUGAUAAGGUGAACCACCAGUUGUACAACGAAGAAGCGUAUGCCGUCAUCAGCAAACCAAAACGAGUCUAGUCAAAAAUUUGGUUUUUAGACUGUAAGGAAUUAAGACUAAAAACGAUUGCUUUUAAAAAAAAUGUGCCAAACAGGUAAUUUCACUCAAUUUCGUAUUAGAAUAUAAAUAUUUUAAUUGGUUUUUUUUAUUUUUAUAAAAAAAUAUAAGCGAGAGGUUGUUAUUUAUGGGAUAUCUAAAAGAGAUCGGUCUGUGUGCUUUGAAAUAGGGGUGCCAAAAUAUUUGUACACUUAAGCCAUGCAUAUCCGACUCGAAGGACCAAAAUAUGUAUAAUUAAGGCAUGUACAUAUGUGAAAUUAUUACAAUAAUUUAAGAGUUUUAGGACUGUAUUAUAGCUGUGGUUAAAAUGAAUUGAAAAACCGGGAUGUCUUGUCUUUAAGUCUUUCUCGGAUACACAUGCACAGGUCAGUAGUUGCGUUUUAAACUAGUUCACAAGGAGAAAAAGUGUUUGUUCUUUACGAGAGAUGAAAUCAUAGAGCUUUGCGAUACUGUUCUUGUUCAGCUAGCCGUUAUCACUGAGAGAGGAGAACGGCACUUGUUGUUUUUUUGAGAAUAAAAAAUUAGAGAGAGAGAGAGAGAGAGAGAGAGAGAGAGAGAGAGAGAGAGAGAGAUUCGCGUGUGGUCACUUCGCAAGACGGCAUUAAAGUGACUCCGUCUACUGUCCCUCUGUGGGUGGAUGUUUAUGUCUGUAUGGGUAGUCUGUAUAUUUUUUGAGAUUCUGUGUUUGGGAAUAUUGAUAUUGUGUUUGUGUAUUGUGUGUUGCAUAUAUAUUGUGUAUGAUUGAGAUGUGUGUUUGACAUGUUGGUAUAUUCCUGUUGUUCACUUCUUCUUUAAGUAUUGGCAACCAAAGCCUGUUGUAUUCUGCUGAUGGGUUUGCUACACAUUUUUCUUCAUUUAUCAGGAUGAGGGCUGCUGAUGGGUUUGCUACACAUUUUUCUUCAUUUAUCAGGAUGAGGGCUGCUGAUGGGUUUGCUACACAUUUUUCUUCAUUUAUCAGGAUGAGGGCUGCUUAUUUGGUUUUUCCCUUUUAGAUGUCUGUUUCCUUCAUGCAUCUUUUCACUGUACUCUCUGUUCAUUGGUCAAAUCAUGUUUGCAUAUCUGUGAUUUGUCGAAGUUUCUGUUUUGAUGUAUGUUUCAUGCUGAUUGCAGGGUAUUUUGAGUAAAAUCAAUGGGAAAGUCCCAGUAGCUGGCUGUAUUCGCGGUGUGCAAGUACACUUCGCGUCAAAAAAAACUGGUACAAGUCUUAUAAACGAAAAUCGUGUUUUUCUAGUUGUGUAAAUUGGUCUUGUCACAAAUGUCAUUCUUAUUUCUGGGCAACGUUGCCAGUUCAACUAAAAUAUUAUAUCAAACCAGGUAAAAGCAGGGCUGUGCGGCAGACCGCAAGUUUUUAGUAGGUUUACUAAAAAUUAAAACAACAUCGAGCAUUCUCGAUUAGUCAGUCACAUUUAUUUAAACAUGCAUCCUAAAAAAUUAUCUUAUUAAUUUUGUAAUGUUCCAUCAUCUCAAUUAAGUUCCCAUAAAUUAAUUCGUGUUCUAUUAUAAUUUAUGACAGAUAUGACAUGAAUGACAGAUAAUAACUCUAGACAACCCAUUAAAUUAUUCUGUUUAAUUUAAAAUCGAGAAGUGUGAUGGGUUUCUCGUAAAGUGUAGCACAAAACUCUUUUACGAGUUGUGGGAUACUAAUAAAUAAAACACACUGGAAAAAUUAAAAUUUGAAAUUAAUACAAAAUGACUAACUUUUACAGUGAAUAGGUGUGAAACUUAAAUAUUAUAUAUUACAAUAAAAUUCGAAACUGCUGAAAUAUUAAGGACAUAGGUGGAAAAUGAUGUAUAUAAAAAAAAUUAUACCUGAUGGUGAAUUGGAAAACGGGCCAUAUUCAAUGGAAAAUUUUAAACUGUAGAAUUCCUGUUCCCUAAUUAUUUUAUAUCAAAACACAUAAACAACCAUUUCUAGAGGAUUGAAAUCUGUAUUGAAAACAACUGUUAAAAUUGUUCUACGAAUUAAACAUUCCAAAAUUUUGUAAAAAUAUAAUAAUUUUUCACAGAAAUACGCCAAAGUUAUGCCACACACAUUACCAUAAUGUGUAUCGGUUGCGUUCGGUCCAUUGGUUCGGUCACAGUGCUAAUAUUUAACUCUAUGGGUCACAGUGAAGUUAUUAUAAAUAUUGACAAUUUGAACUGUCAAAAUUUUUAUUUUAUCAUUUCUUGUUUAAAAAAUAAUAAAAUUGAUAAGAUAGCCUCAGUUGAGGAGAUAGUAUUAAUAAUAAAGAUGUUUUAUUCAAUCAAUAGUGUGCGAACAAUCAGGUAAAUAAUAACGUGGGCCUAACUUUUACACACAUACCUACUGUGGCAAAUGUAGGUAUUUUUCAAAAUGUUGGAAUGUGUUUAAAUCCUAGAACAAUUUUAGCUUUUGUUUUUAAUACAGAUUUUAAUCCUCUACAAAUAGCUUCUCAUGACUUUUGUUGUUAAAUGAUUAGGGAAGCAGGAAUUUAACAGUUUAGAAUUUUACAUUGAGUUACCUAAGGCCCGUUUUACAAUUCACCACCAUGAUUUUUGAACGUUAUUUUUUGUAUUUAGAUUUAGUGCAAUUCAAUUAUCUGUGCUGGCAACAACGCCGUGAUUCACGAGCCAUUGUGUCCAGUCUGAACACAGGUUUACAUUGGGAAAAAAAAGUGUACCAGUUUUUUUUGACGCGAAGUGUACUUGGAAGGGAAUUGAGAUCGUGCGCGAAUAGCGGAGAAAUAUUGCAACUUUCUUAAAUAAUUCAUGUUGUCAAUUGAAAUUGUCAAAUUGACGUACAUUUCAUAUCUACUGUCAUUGAAGAAGAAAAAUUAUAUGUUGCUCCACAAUAUUGAUAUGAUAUGCAAUUAUUAUAUAAAGGUAAAUUUAAUUAAUUGUAUUUUGCUUGCAGUACUGCAUUUUAAUAACUAAUUUUAUUUACUACAUACAAUUGUUUACGUUUUAAUAACAUAACCUGAAUCUUAUUUUUUCUUCUUAUUAUUUUUUUGGACUAUGGCCUUGACAAUUAUCCAGUAACCAGGACUAAUAUAAUUAUCCAAUGUAAUUAAAAGUGCUAAAAAUGUUGCAGAGCGUAGAAACCAGGUGUCGCUUUGCCGAACUUGCACGGUCCCAAUACCAUAAUUAAAAAUAAUACAGAACAAGUAAAAACUUCGUUUGUAUAAUGGUAUAAAAAGUUUAUUGAAAAACUAUUAAAAAGUCAUCCAAAAGGAUUCGCAAAACGUUUUCAAUCUAGAUCAGAUCAUCUUCAGUGCCUAGAACGAAGUAUUUCCACGUUAGAAUGAAUACCAAAGGUUAAAAUUAUGACUAGUUAAAGAAAAAAUGUGGAAAAUACUUACGUUCUGCUUAGUACAUGAAACUAGCAACCUUGUAGAAUAGGUGACAUCGAGAAAUAUGAUUUACAUUUUUAAAAGAUGAUGUUAGUGGCGACUCUAAGUCGAUGUUAAGCGAUAAAUUUAAGAGUGCUCAAAGAGCAACAUGAUUCACUGCUUGAUGGUAACGUGUGGUACUUGCCAGUUCGAUGGACACAGACCAACAAGAAUAUAGGAGAUGACAAUCUAUUUAUCAGACUGAAGUGACAUGACAAGACAGGUAGUCAAUUUUUGGUUAUGAAUUUAAAUUCAAAUUAUCAGUUAAGCUGAAUGGAUGUUAAUAACUGUGUUAAAGUGGAAUUUAAAUUAUAAUAAAAUUAUAUUCUAUUAUAAAAUUCAAAAAGGCAACUCUCUGUUACAGAAAGAACUGUUGUUGUUGUUAUGUUAAUAAAAAUGUUAUUCAUAGUAAAAUCAAUGACAUCAUUGAUGACAGUUUAAAAAAGAAGAUGCAAGUUUAAUUUAGUAUUGAAAUAAAAAGAGAACUGAAAAAACUUGAAUGUAAACAACUAAUGGAAGGAACAUACAAGAAACCUAGUAAUAUUGUAAAAAAUUGAAAAAAGAGUAAUGUUGGUUGCCUAUGAUUAUGGUUGUAAUGGGUAACAAAGAAAGAGAAAAUUGAUAAAUUUAGCUGAUGAUUAUUUGAAUUAGUUAACUAAUAAUUUGAAAUCUACAGAUGGUACUGGAGUGAACAGACUGAAAUGGAUGAAAGAAUUUUUUUUAUUACUGUAGAAGUUUUUUAAAAGGAGAGAGGUUUAGCAAAAAGCAGGUUAAAUACAAAAUAAAAAAUAAAAACAAGUAGUAGUGAUUGCCUGAUAUGGUAUUGUUGAAAAAAUAUUAUUUGAUUAAAUUACUGAAAGGAUAAUAGAUAUGUAUGUACUGAAAUGAUAACAGAUGUAAAAUGCCAGAUUAACUGAAAUUAUGAUUUGAAAGAAUGUAGAAAAAAGGAGAAUGACAUAAGUGUUAUUAUCAGAAAUGUACUUAAAUUGAAAUGUGUGUCAAACAUUUGUCAUUGUAUUUUGAGUAUUCAAAGGUAUCAAAAAAACACAAAAUUAAAAACGUUGGCACACCAAAAUCAGAAAUUUUGCAGGAACUGGAAUUAAAAACCAAUUAAGAAGACUGAACAGAAAUCAUUCUAAUCGCUAAAAACAGAAUAUAAAUCAAUUUGAGUGAUGAAACGAAAGAACAGAAACUUUAGGACACCACUGAUUGAAUUUCUACCGCGCUGAGCAGAUGGGACGUGAAUUAUAAAUUGUAAAAUUCCCUCAUCUUCCUUAGUCUCAGCAUCCGUUAUGGCUUGCAAAUUGUAGAAGCCUCGGAGGUGUUACCAGAGAAGGUUCCCGUUGUUUUCAAUCUGGUAGGAUGUAGAGUAAUACUUUUAGGUGUUAUUUUAUGUGCUAUUGGAUUGAAAACUUAGUUUUUGCUAGCAGUUGCCGCUAGAGCAUCCCUGCCAUUUCGUUCGUUACAAUCCGUGACUGCACGCCGGGGUUUGUCCUAGUUGGGUCAGAGAGAGCAACAUAUGUGCCUCCUGAUGAGAGACUAAUAAGUUUCGAAACCGGUAGAGGUGCUUGCUGCACUCUCUGAUUGGACUAGAAUAAUGAUGCGGCUGUAGUUUCGUGUUGCAACGAAAUUGAAAAUGGUUAUUCAUUUUUGACGAAUUUCUACUGUUAGAGACUUUUCAUUUUACGAAUGAAGAAGAAAAUAGCGUUUUCAGAGCAAUUUUAAUAAGAUGCAUGAGACUAUAACUUAUUGGCCAUCAUAUCAGUCCAAUUUUCUUGUGGAGUCUUGAAAAAUUGACGAAAAAAUUUGAACUGAAAUACGAAAAAAUGUUUCAUUCAAUUGCUUGCUUUUUCUCUCUAAAAGUUUUUCUUAGUUCGUACAAGUUUUGGCCUAUAUUGGGCCUCAUAAGGUAGUAGAAGAUAACUAAAACUAACUCUGAGAGAAAAGGCAAAAUUUUUUUAACAGAAUAUUCACAUUGAGAUUCUCAUUCGCCGUUGUUGGACUAAAAUCAAAUUAUUUUUGGCGUCAGUGUCUUUCAUUAAGUGGCAGUUUUAGUCAUCUUUUCUGGCAGAAAGUAUACCCAAAUGUUGAAACCGUACAAAUAGAAGCACAAGGAAGCUCUAACACAAUUACACUUAACGUGCAUGCUACUAAUGGAAAAAUCAGAACUUGUUGCAGAAAAAUAACAUUAUUUGCAACUUUCAAAUUAAAACAUUUAGUAUUUCGAUUAUUAUAUCUUGAAAGAAAUCACUUAAUCAAUUAUUUAUAAUUUUAACACAAUAUCAACGGCAAGUCCAGACCUGUAGACUUUGUACAGGAUAUUUGAUGACUAAUCCAUGGUGAACGUUUUGCUUGAACGUUACCUAACAAUGCAAAACUUUUAAAUCGUAAAUUGUACAAUUGUACAUUUAGCACCCCUGUACUAAAGUAUUGGUAAAAAUGAUUGUUAAAUCUACUGUUAUCACUCUAUAUCUUUUUUUUAUUGGACUAGAUUUUGAUUUAUUGUUGAAUCUAGUAUUUUUUGAAUACUAAAUAAGUAUCUGAUAAAUAACACCUGCUUCUUUUUAAUACCUUCCCAUAAUCAAAUGGUGUCACUACUCUGCCAUGUGGUAACCUGAUAAAAAACAGGAAGAUACUUUAAAGGAGUUUUAAAAUAAUUAUUGCUUUGUGGUCAACCUUCAGUUUUUUUGGACACAGAUUGUUCAUAUCAGCGGUUCUCAAACUUUUUGAGUCAUGUACCACCUACAGUUCCUUUCACUAGUUUUCGUACCAUCUAUAUUUUUCGAUUGUAUUAUCAAAACUUAAUAAGUACUACUAUUUUAAUUUUUUUGUGUUUUGUGUACCACCGGAAAUAAUGAUAUGUACCACCAGUGGUACAUGUACCACAGAUUGAGAACCGCUGGUUCAUAUGAUUGUAACAAAGUCUACACACGCUCUGACCAAACCUAAUGUCACGACAGAAUUCACCGACCAUUCUUGUCGUAUUUUCAACGAAAACUUUUCGUUUAUAAAUUCGCAAAGUCUGAGUGUUAUUGCGUUGCCGUCCUGCAAUACUUAGAGCAGAUUAAUCGAUGGAUUCUUAUGUAGUUUUGUCUUCUGAAUCCAAAUCUGAAAACGGCAUUUCGAUAUCUCUAACCGUCUUCGAGAUAAUCGACCUCAAAGUCUAAAAUGUGACGUCACAAUCCUUUUAUUUUCUGCCGACACACUAAACGUCAGCUGAAAUCGUUGCUAGUAAGUAGGCUAGUUUUUUAAUCUGAAUUUGUUAAGCAAAGCAUAGGUUAUUCACAUUAUUUAAGUUUGACACUUCGUGAAUGUCAAACUAAAUUUUAAAUAAAGUAUUAAUAAUUUCAAAUUUCAAAUUUUCCAUAUAGAAAUAGAAGACACACUACCACCAUCAUUAGAAUGCGCACAGGCCAUUGUUUAACAAAACAACAUCUGUAUAAAAUGAAUAUAAAAGAUAAUCCUUUUUGUGAAUGUGGUCGUCUCGAGGAUCUAAACCACAUCUUUUUUGAAUGCCCGAUUAAUGUGAUUCCUAAUUUUGAUAUAUACACAAAAUUUUUUUCCAUGAACUUCAAAACACCGCUCUCUAUAUACAAUAUUCUAAGUUCCUUAACGGAAGAAUCAGUCAAUGUAAUUAUGCGUUUUCUUGCAAUUAACCAAAUAAGCUUAUAAACUGCAAUGCGUUUUCUAGCAAUUAACAAAAUAAGCUUACAAAUUGCAAGGCUCAACUGUUUAUAUGUAUCCGUGUUAUAUUAUGUUGCUAUUUGUCAUUUAAUUUAUGUUUUAAUUUUUAAUCAUACUUAACCUGACCCAAUUAAUCUCAUUUAAUUAUAAUCAUCACACCUCAUCAAAAGCUUCCUUACAAGAACAUAGUCAGCGAUUUUGGUAUGGCUUAGAACCAGACUACCUCAAGAUCGCUUAUAAAUCGUGCUGGUAAUCGCCUUGCAGCGAAACCAAAAACAAAAAAGAAGAAGAAGAAGUAUUAAUAAAAUAUCAAUGACAUUUGAUAGUGAAUUUAAUUAUUAUAUAAAAUAAAUACGAUGUUCAAAAAUACAAUUUGAGUAUAUUUUGAAAGCAAUAAUUUAUUAACAAUUUUAAAAAGGUUUAUACGAGUAUACGGUUUCCGCUUUAAUGGGAGUACCUAAUGAUAAAUGGACUGUUCCAUUUGUUAUGAAAUGAAAAUUGUUAUUAUAGUCGGUUCGCUAAACUCAGACACAACUGGCUAGUGAUUUUAGUAGGUAAUUUUUUUGUUUUUUGCCAAUUUUGCCAAAAUUGGCAAGAUAACUAAUUAUUUAGUAAUUAUUAACUAUUUAGUUAUUUUUUUUUGCCAAAUUGGUAAAAUUACUGACUAAAAUCACUAGCCAGUUGUUUCUGAGUUUAGCGAACCGACUAUAUUAAAUGUUGUUUGGAAUAAAAAAUUAUGGUCUGAUAUGUACCUACGUUACCUACAUCUGAAUCUUAUGUUUGUGCGUCACAGUGUUGCCAUACUUUUUUGUUUAUUUCUUUCAUAAUUUCAAUCAAUGUUAAAUGUACCUACAAGUAUAAUAGAAUAAUUUUAUAAGAAUUUUUUAAGAUUUAUUAUUAUAAGAAUAUUUUUUUAUAAUCAUUCAUCUGUUUGAUUUAUCUAUUUAUCUACUUUUUUAUAACAAUUUAAAUUAUCUUUCACUUAAAAUCAUUUACACGGUUUAUCUUCAUUGAUCUAUUUUAUUUAUCAGUUGAUCUUCUUUUUUUAUAACAAUUUCAAUUAACUUUGAUUUAAAAUGCCGCUUUUGAGCUUUUUGUAUUAAAAACUUUUUGUAUUGGUUUUUCAAAACUAUUUUUUAAUUUAUUAUAAUCAUUCAUCUGUUUGAUUUAGGUAUCUAUUUAUCUACUUUUUUUAUAACAAUUUAAAUUAUCUUUGAUUUAAAAACAUUUAUACAGUUUAUCUUCAUUGAUAUUUUUUAUUUGUCAGUUGAUCUUCUUUUUUAUAACAAUUUUAAGGUAGCUUUGAUUUAAAAUGCGUCUUUUGAGCUUUUUGUAUUAAAAAACUUUACUUAAUUGGUGUUUCAAAACUGUUUUAUAAUGAAACUUUAUGAAGCUCGGAUCCAAUGCCACGUAAAUAUUAGGGUGCACUAAUAUACAAGCUGUCCUAAAUUGUAUAGCCUAACCCGACCGUCAGGAUGUUGGAAUAGCAAGACCAUCCGACCAAAUCCGUCAGCCUGACUAGCAGGAUGACUUAUUUUUGUCAUGCGACAAGCCUACACACGCUCCAACAGUUAGACAGUCAAGUUGUAAACAGACGAACCACUCUGCAGCGCUACUCUGUGGCGCCACAAAGUAGCUUCCGAUGAUUAGCCGUAAAUUCUUAUGUAAAUUAAACAUGCCAUUCCAGACGAGCGACAGUGGCCAGCCACUGUCACCGAUCUUCGCUGCUAGUGGCGUCCACUACAAAAUCGCCUGUCUAAGCCACUUUGUGACGCCACAGAGUAGCGCUACAAAGUGGCUUGUGUGUUUCUAGGCUUAGGUGGUUUGGUCAGGGCGCGCGUAGACGUUUUAAAGAACAACUUUAUGCUUUUUUUACAUAAAAGUACUUGUUUGUUCUAAUGUUUACUUAUCUUAAUUAUUAUUAACUAAAUUUAAAGAUGUAUUUGUCAGAGCUUUAGCUGUUAAUUUUUGUCUAUAUUUAUAUUUUUUACAUAUUUUAGAAGAUAAUAGAGAGUGAUAGUAGUAUAUUUUUUUCUGCAAUUGUAUAUCUCUUACAACUCUCAGCUUAUAUACGAUUUUACUUCCAAAAGUAAAAAUUUUAUGAAAAAACUAUGAGAUAUUUUCUUUUAAAAGAAAGCCUCAAGAAACAUUCCAUGUACUGACUAUAGUUUAACGAAAUUAUUAUCAAUUUGAUAUUAUAUACAAGAAAAUUUUUUAAAAUUAGCUAGUAAUUUUAGUUAACCUGAUUUUUUAAAUUCUCGAAUCUUAUUUAAAGAGAUACCAUGCGGAGAAUAGAUCUACAAAGUUCUAUUAAAUAACCUAGAAGUAGAACUCCCUAUGAUCGUAUUAAGGGUGUAGGCGCAAAAUUUCGCGCCAAUCUGUUUUGAAUACAUUAAUUUUUUUCGAAUCCUGAGAAAAUUAAUGAGUAUUUUUGAAGUCCCUGAAAACUUCUAUAAUGUUUAUAUUAAUAAGUUACAGCGGUGAAAAAAAAAAAGAGAAAAUUUAGUGCGAUUUUUAAUUUCAAAUAUUUUAUUCAAAAGAAACUUUUUGGUUAUUCUAAGGGACUUUUUGCCUCGGUAAUUAAAUGCAUUUAAACACAGUGUCGCUAAAUUUUGCGCCUACGCCCUUAAGACAGAAUUGAAGCCAAUUAGAGGGCGCUAUUUUUCAGCGAAAAAAAUAAUAAUAAUAAGGGGACAAGUAUUUGAAUGUUAAACUUGACUGAAUUAAAGAAAAUUUUGAAAGAUCUCGCUUAUGUUAGCUUUGUUUAUGAUUUUUAUCGUGGAAUAAUGAAGUUUGGGACUUCUUUAUCAAACCAAUUACAAAAAAAAACAAGAUAUCUAUCCAGCUGGUUUAAUGUUGCCUAUACUUUUUAUUAAAAUAUUUUCAGUGAAAGAGAAAUUUCAAUCAAUGUUUACAUUUUUGCUCCUUUAUUUGUGUUCAUCUAGCGGACAAUACGCGCACUAAACUUAAAAAAAUCGGCUUCAUUUAUUGUCCUCCAAUUCUACAUCUAGUUUAUUAUUACUACAAUGACUACAUCUAUGGUUAGAUCAAAAUGUGUUUGACAGUAAAGUAUGUCAACUGUCAAAAUAUGUUUGACAAUUUUCUGCGUCAAUUGUCAACUGUAUUUGACAUGAGAGUUAAAAACUAUCAUAAAUACUACUUCUUAUUGGUAUCUCUUUACCAAACGACAUUCUCCACUAUGUGAUACUACAAUUCCAUCACAUUUUUGUAUUUGAACGUAAGUAUUGAUAUAAUAAGUGCCUUAUUAUUUUUGUAUUUUUAUUAAAAAAAUAAAUAUAGUAAAUAUUAUUAUAAAUAUAAACAUUAAAUAUUUCGCAAAACGAUUGUUUUACCACUUUAAAUUUUAAAUAAAGUUAUUUAAAAAAUGUUCGUAUGUAACAUUUUAAAAACAUUGUGCUCAUUAGUAUAGAUUUUUUAUGUAGCAUAACGAAUUAAAGAAUAUAGUGUUUUUCAUACCAUACAAGAAUUUUUUCGUUUUUUUUUCUUUUGUGAACUCUCUGUAUAGUGACCAGCCAAUGGAAGUAAACAAUUUUAUUGGUAUCACGAGAAUCGUACAAAGUGGCCAAAAUCGCGCAACUUUUGUUUAUUUAACAGCUUUAUAGAAACUGUGGCAAAAACUUAUGACAAAAAUUGCAUAUAUGAAAGCUGCACUCUUCACCUUUAAAAAGCAGUUUGAUUUUUGUCAAUAGGACACUCUGAUCAAAAGAUAUCGAAUUUUUACCGUAGAGUUGAUAUACAUUUUAUUUCGCGCAUAUAAUUGACUUAGCGCUCGUAACGACAUUCAAAAUCGCCGGUCCCUUCAAGCGUUGUUUCUUGUAGAACGGUUAAUUCUACGCAAAAAGUGCUAAUUAACAUUUUGGUUCAAAAUUACAAGUAUCAGCUAUAUGCUACAUUUCUUGUUUGAAAUUUUUUUUCUACAGCCUACAGCUUCUUUGGAAAUCGAUGUAUUCUGUUUUCUCCCUCUACGAGGGAGGAUAUUAGGGGCACGCCAGGGGUAGGAGUGGCAAACUUUUUUUCACAGUUUUUUGGUCCCAAUAUUGACAUUUUCAGCAGAAUUCAGCUUGUUAUGAUUUUUAGAGGUUCACCGGCAUUUUCUUCCCUGACGACCCGAGUAUUUAUAUGUUUCUUCUUCUUCAAGUGCAGUCUCCUAAUCGGAGGUUGGAUAUCAUCAUCACUAUCUUUACUCUAUCCACCGCUGCUCUAAAGAGUUCUAUAGAACUGCAUCUAAACCAGUGCCUUAAAUUCUUUAACCAUGACACUCUCCUUCUUCCAAUACUCCUUCCGCCUCUUAUCUUUCCCUGUGUUAUCAGUCUUAGCAUUUCAUAUCGCGGUCCUCUAAUUACGUGUCCCAGAUAUUGUAACUUUCUUAUUUUUAUUGUGUUUAUUAUUUCGCAUUCUUUACCCAUUUCUCGCAGUACUUCCGUGUUCGUUUUCCUCUGUGUCCAUGCUAUUCUAAGCAUCCUUCUGUAACACCACAUUUCAAAUGACUGUAGCUUAUUUAUGUGUUCUUGCUUUAAUGUCCAGCUUUCAAGUCCAUAUUGUAGUAUCGAGAACACGUAGCAUCUCAAAGCUCUUACUCUCAGUUCUAAGCUAAGGUCUUUGUUGCAGAGAACUGUUUUCAUUUUUACAAACGCAUUUCUUGCUAUUUCUAUCCUGGUCCUUAUUUCUGUUGUUUGAUCAUUUUUCUCUGAAAUCCAGGUUCCUAGGUAUUUGUAUUUAUCAACCCUUUCUAUUGGUACAUUUCCCGAAUGUAUGCUUGUUUGUAUGUUUGUUUUCUUAGUUAUUAUCAUGUAUUUGAUCUUUUUUAUAUUCAUUUUUGGUCCAUAUUCUUCACAGAAAUUUUUUUUUGUUUAGUAGUAGUUGGAGUUGUUCAGCAGAGCUUGCCAUAAUCACGGUGUCAUCUGCAUAUCUUAUGUUGUUAAUAGAUCUUCCGUUAAUUAUUAUUCCCUCACUUUGAGAUAGCAAUGCUUCUUCAAAAAUGGCUUCACUAUAUGCAUUAAAGAGUAAUGGAGACAUAAUACAUCCCAGCCGAACUUCUCUCCUGAUUUCAAUUUCUGGACUGCGUUCGUUAUCUAUUACAAUUUGUGCUCUUUGAUUCCAGUAAAGGUUUGUUAUUAUUCGUAAGUCCCUUUUGUCUAUGUUUUUUGUCUUUAGAAUUUGGACUAAUUUUUCAUGUCUUACUUUGUCAAAAGCUUUCUCAAAAUCAACGUAACAAACAUGCACAUCCACGUUCAUGUCCAUGCAUCUUUGAGCUAACACAUUAAAAGCAAAUAACACCUCUCUGGUUCCUAGUCCGUUUCUGAACCCAAACUGACUAUCAUCUAUUCCUUCUUCUAGUUUUUUAUUUAUACGACCAUGUAUUAUUUUCAAGAAUAAUUUGAGAAUGUGACUUAUUAAUGAUAUUGUUCUGUAUUCACUGCAAUCUUUAGCGUUUGUAUUUUUAGGGAUAGCACAAAAGGUUGAGAGUAACCAUUGUUUUGGUAUGUUUGCUGUUUUGUACACUGUGUUAAACAAACAAUUUAUAUUUAUAUUGAUAACUAUUAUAACUAUUAUAUACUAUUAUAACUAUUUAUAUUUUUAGUAAUAAUAAAACCCGUCAAAUUGUCUGAAUAGGUAUGAAAACCACUAUAUACAAAUAUAACAGUAUUUUAAACACUACUUACUUUUGUAACAUUAUUUUACCGUACUAUACAAACUGUUAGAUAUGACAGUUUAGUUGAACAUUUACAAUUUUAUUUAUGUCCUCAAACCACUGAACAACCAAUAAAAUUAUUUACAGUUGUUUUUUAUUUAAGUUAUUACGAUAUUCUAUAGCAGAUAAUACUUUAACGAUUUCUUGUGCUACCAUAUGCUGCAAAAUUGCUUUUAUAUAAGGAAUAUAGAUGCCGUAAUGUUAAGCUUUUAGUAUCUGUAUAAAAAGAAACAUAUGUAGAACAGUUUGCAGGUAGUUCUUUGUACUACUUUCAUUUUUUUUUUAAUUUGGCCACUUUCUCAUAACUAAAACAGAUAUGCCAAAAUCUAACCCUAUCUAUCAACUGUCUAGUAAUUGAAUUUAUGUAUCUUUCAAAUUGAAAGUUACACCAAUAUUUAGUCUACCAUUUUUAUCUUUUUCCUUCUUUUCACCCAUUUUCUCCUUGCAUGUUCAUAUUUCCCUCUGUAUAGUAGAAACGGAAAUUGGUCAGAAUGCGCAACAAAGUGGGGGUAUCGAUGUUUGGUAUAAAUUUUUAAGAAAUUCGAGUAGCCGCUUUAAAGAUAAGCUGGUAUUUUAACAUCCCAUUAAUCAUUGUUAAUACUUACAGUAAACACUUGCAUAUUAGUACAGUUAAAAUAAUUAGACCGCAAAUAUUAAGCAAGAGGGCAAAAAAGCAAGUUUAUUAGCGGAACCGAAUUCAAAACUAUUUUGCACAUUAUAUUUGAAACAUUAUUUGGUUAAAACAUCUCAUUUUUGUUUGAAAAAAAAUGUAUAUUAAUUUAUCUGGACUAAAUUACGGUUCUGUUGAUAUCCUAUAAGACUUGGUAUUCACACAAUGUUGCCAAACUGAAUUUUGUUCUAUUCAGUUUAAAAUUUCUAGCCAAUUUCCGAGCAUAAUAUAAAUAUUUUCAAUUUUUGUUUGUUUUAAGCAGCAAAAAGUUUUCAAUUACAAAAUGAUUUUCUUGUACAGGUUCUAAAAGCUAUUCACACUAACUUACAUUGAAAAACCAUUCACAUGUGCCAAAGAUGUAACAAAUUUUUGGCUUAGAUAGGAACCAUAAUUGUAAUAGUAAUAAAAAUGCCAUGUUACUUAAAAUGUACUUGAAAAUAAAGAACUACAUUUUUA